AUGUUUGAUGUACCGCCCAAGUUUUACGAGCUGUGUCGCCUUUGUUUAUCGUCGGACGGUGUCAAAUUGUCCAUAUUCGAGGAGGAAGGCGCCCAGCGAAAUUUCGCCGACAAGAUAUUAACAUGUCUCUCAAUCACGGUAAAAGACGGUGAUUCUUUACCACCAAUCAUAUGUCACCGAUGUGUAUACAAGUUAGAUGUACUACAUAAUUUUCGUGAAGUCUCGCAUAAAUCUGAUGUCAUAUUGAAACAGUACCUGGAUUAUGCCAAGCAAUUAUCAUCUAAUGAUAAUCAGAAAAAAUCUUUCUCCACUGCCAAAAUAGCAGGAUUAAAUCCAGUACAAUCUUUUAUUCAAUUAAAUAAAACGUUAUUUAAUGAGGAACCAAAUUCUCCAGCCAGCAUUAAUCAAAACAUAAUACCUCAAACGCAAACACACAGAUUAGAGCUGCGUGCAAAUGAAGUAUUAGAAAAUGAUAAUAUUAAAUGUGAACCAGAGGAUGAUACGUGUUCUUAUAGUUCAGAUCCAGAUAGACUCGAAAUUGAGGAUCGGGAUGAGCAAGAAACUGAAGGUGAAGAAAAUGGUUAUGAUAUGACAAUUAAUAAACGAUUAAAAUUGGAAAAUAAUUAUGAAAAUUCCAAACCAAAUACACCUGAUCAUAGUCCAGUUAAUAGGAUGGAUACACCAGAGAGCAAUUGUUCAGAUACUCAUAUUGACCAAGAAACUACAAAGCUGUGGCAAGCCCUUGCAAAUAAUAGGAAUUUGGAAAUAACACGAACAAAAGGAGAUAAAUUAAAUAAUGGUUUCACUGGAGAAGCGACUAAUUUGCUUCGAUCUUUAAUCAAAAAUAGACAAAUCGGUAUUACUGCUGUCGAUUCUGAUAGAAUAUCUACACAAAUAAGAUUUUAUAGGGACACUCAAGGAACUACAAUCGAGCAUUCAUUACCUGAUUCUUCUGUACUUGGGAAUUGUACCACUAUGCCGUGCAUAGAAAACAAGAUUACUUCUAUGGACAGUAAUCCAUCCAGUCCAGCUAGUAUUGGACGAAAAGAAACGAAAGGUCGAAGGAAACAAAGUUAUCCGAGUAAGGCUCCAACAAGCCCAGAUACUGCUAAUUAUCAACAUGAAUCUAGUGAAGAACAAGCACAAGAUUUUACCGCAUGGUCACAUAAAAUGAAAGGAAAAGUUGAAGAUCAAAAACAACAAUUUGAUCAGCAAACCGGUAAUAUCACAAAAAAAGUUGAUAUGUCUUGCACAAAUUGUGGUACCAUGACUACAACAAUCUGGCGAAGAAAUAUGAAGGGUGAAAUGGUUUGUAAUGCGUGUGGACUUUAUUACAAACUUCAUGGAGUUAAUCGUCCAGUUACUAUGCGAAGAGACACGAUACACACACGUAGACGCAGACCUAAAGGCGAAAAACCAACACGACAUAGAAAGAAAGGAGAUACGGCGGUAAUACCACCACAAUCUGAGCAAAUGGACUCUGAAAGUGCUGAUAUGCUAGCAGCUUUGCGUCGACAAAUUCAACCUCAUCUCAUGAUGGCAGCAUUAACGCCACCACGUAUACCUGCCAAUCACGGUCCACCAGCUGCUCAACUUAAUUAUUCACUUCCUUUGUCUAGUUAUAUGAUGCAUCAUGUGAAAACUGAAGCUCAAGACCAACAACAACGUCUUUCGGUAAAGACUGAAGAGAUAGAGGAUGGAGAUGAAGAAAAUGUUUCGGAUGUACCAUUAAAUCUGGUUGCGACGUCAUUAGCCGAAGAUACGCAUUGAGAAAAUUUUAGUUUUUUUCUUUUUUUUUUUUUUUCCAUUUUUUUUUCAUUUUUUUUCAUUUUUUUUUCUUUUUUUUUUUCUUUUUUUUUUUUUUUCUUUUGAAGACAUCGUUAUUAGGUAUACAUAAGAAAGAAUCUCUAGGCAGUAUGAUCGACCCAGUGGUACAUGAGGCGUAAAAAUUUUACGCCUUAUCUGUCAACAUAUUUAAUUAUUAUAGCUAUUUUUUUUAGCUAUUCCCUCAUCUCUUCGCUCUUUAUGUCUCGAAAAAUUGAGAUGAUAUACA
Vespa mandarinia (Asian giant hornet) is the source of this 2053-nucleotide messenger RNA. RefSeq lists its product as uncharacterized. Gene Ontology annotation, cellular component: nucleus. Gene Ontology annotation, molecular function: zinc ion binding; RNA polymerase II cis-regulatory region sequence-specific DNA binding; DNA-binding transcription factor activity, RNA polymerase II-specific. NCBI's taxonomy places the organism in Eukaryota, Metazoa, Arthropoda, Insecta, Hymenoptera, Vespidae. The record is from RefSeq and is a predicted model, not a curated record. Gene Ontology annotation, biological process: positive regulation of transcription by RNA polymerase II; negative regulation of transcription by RNA polymerase II; cell fate commitment.